This is a messenger RNA of Nelumbo nucifera (sacred lotus), 1143 nucleotides long. Its product is annotated as partner of Y14 and mago-like. Lineage: Eukaryota; Viridiplantae; Streptophyta; Magnoliopsida; Proteales; Nelumbonaceae. Gene Ontology annotation, cellular component: exon-exon junction complex; cytoplasm. The record is from RefSeq and is a predicted model, not a curated record. Gene Ontology annotation, biological process: exon-exon junction complex disassembly. Gene Ontology annotation, molecular function: RNA binding.
GUGAAAUCUGAAAAGAUCUCUCUCUCCCCUCUGACACUUGUUUUCACUCCCCUCGACGCUGCUUACAAGAAGAGUGUCAAGAAUCAAAAACAGAAGAACAUAGAGCAACCAAUUAAUCAAAGAAACCCAGUUUCCAUUUCUCUUCUGUCGUUCGUCGUCGUCUCAUUUCGAGUUCGUUGAGGGAGUAUUUGCUUUUUAGAUUUCAAAUACAUUCUUUGAUGGCUUCCGGUGGAGGAACAGAGGAAGAACGGCAGAAAGAGCAGCUUGCUCUUCUGGGGAAACCCUUAAAAGAAGGGGAGAGAAUUUUGGCGCCAACGAGGAGACCAGACGGGACAAUGCGAAAAGCCAUUCGGAUUAGGGCAGGUUACGUCCCUCAAGACGAAGUUGCAAUUUACCAAUCCAAAGGUGCUCUGUUAAGGAAAAGUAUGGGCACGCCGGAGGUGCCCCCGGGGUAUGACCCGGUUUUGGAUGCGAAGCCGAAGACGAAGGCCGCUAAGCGGAAUGAGAGAAAGAAGGAGAAGAAGCACCAGGCUGCUCUUGAGAAGGAAAAAAGCUUGGCAUUGAAGGUUGAGAUGGAGAAGACUGGAGAGGUGCCUUCUGCUGAAGAUGUAAAUCACAGAUCUGAAACUGUUGAAUCAGUAGCACAUCAAAUGGACAUGCUAUCUGUUUCAGGAAACCUUCCAGCAGUGGCUCCUUCUGCAAACUCAGUGGAGACGUCAAAUCCAGGGGCUCCUGGUCCUGAUCUUGAUAGAAGAAUUCGAGCACUGAAAAAGAAGAUUCGACUCACGGAAGCUCAACAGCAGAAAACUGAUCAGAAAGAUAUGAAGCCAGAGCAGUUAGACAAGGUGGCAAAAUUAGAAGGUUGGCGUCAGGAGCUAAAGAUUCUGGAGGAGAAGAAAGCAGAACUUGCAGCAUCAUGAGGUGAAGAUCGUGAUUGUCUGAGGAAACCGUGUAGUAUCUCUUCUGUAUGGGUUCUAAUCCUUCUUGGGCAUUUGGAGGAUCCUUUUCUGUUUGUUCUGGUUGUGAAUGGACUUCUAGGACAACAAUAAAAAUUCAGUGUUUGUGAACGAACCUGUUUCUGAUUGUUUAAACUAUUCAGACUUCUCUACCAUUGCCAUUUAAGCGAUUUUCUUUUUCUUUGUA